AUGCCCAUUGAGGUCGAGUCGCCGGAGGAGUACGGCUACGAGAAGAUCAAGAACAACCUCUCCGAGAGCUCUGUGACCGAUGCCACUAUCGAGUCUCUGGGGCUCAAGAUUCCCAAUCUUACCCUUCUAUACAAUGAGCACCGCGGCAACACGCAACUACGCCAGCUGAUUGCGUCCGAUGCCAACGUGAGCGAUGGUGACGUCCUAAUCACAUCGGGGGCUGCUGGUGCGCUCUUCAUCAUUGCAACUUCCCAGCUCGGAGGCGAUGGCAUUCGCAAGCAACCCGGCAGCGCAACCGCGGCUGAUAGCCACCUGGUCGUUGUUCGCCCAAAUUAUGCAACCAACCUUGAGACCCCCAAGGCCAUCGGCUGCGAGACAACUUUCAUCGAUGUCACAUUUGAGGCAGGGUUCCAGCCUGAUCUUGCGGAGAUCGAGGCUGCUAUUAAGCCAAACACCAGAUUAGUCUCCGUCACGUGCCCGCACAACCCAACCGGCACAAGCAUGUCUGCGGAGGCUCUUACUCGAUUGGUGGCCAUUACCAAGGAACGCGGCGUUCUGCUUCUCGUCGAUGAGACUUAUAGGGACAUCAGUUAUACUCCGAAGCUGCCUGUAGCAGCCUCGUUGGCAGAUCACGUCAUCAGUGUGUGCUCUCUCUCAAAGUCCUUUGGAAUCCCCGGGAUCCGUGUUGGCUGGAUCAUCACAAAGAACAAGCAGCUCCAGGAGACGUUCCUCGCAGCCAAGGAGCAAAUCAGUAUCAGCGGAAGCGUGAUUGACGAAUGGAUUGCUGAGCAGGUCUUGUCUCAGCGGGAGUCCAUCCUAGGCAAGACCCAGGAGGAGAUGAAGGCACGGCUUGCGCUGGUGGAAGCAUGGAUCAGCCAAGAGGAGCUUCUCGAAUGGGUCAAGCCGACGGGUGGUGUCGUCUGCUUCCCCCGUAUGAAGAAAGAGCCGGCGGGCGGCCUGGCAAGCUUCUACGAGAGACUGUUGAAUAAGUAUGGCACAUACGUUGGGCCUGGCCAUUGGUUCGGUCUCUCAGACACCUACUUCCGUCUGGGAUACGGAUGGCCCUCACGGGACCAGCUGGAGGCUGGGAUGAAGGCGAUUUCCCAAGCAUUGAGGGAUGAAGAUACAUGA
Messenger RNA from Neoarthrinium moseri, 1131 nucleotides. RefSeq lists its product as uncharacterized. Lineage: Eukaryota; Fungi; Ascomycota; Sordariomycetes; Amphisphaeriales; Apiosporaceae. Gene Ontology annotation, molecular function: pyridoxal phosphate binding; catalytic activity. Gene Ontology annotation, biological process: biosynthetic process. The coding region runs from base 1 to 1131 and encodes 376 amino acids. The record is from RefSeq and is a predicted model, not a curated record. The transcript has a single exon.